Molecule: messenger RNA, 1925 nt
Organism: Anastrepha ludens (Mexican fruit fly)
Lineage: Eukaryota; Metazoa; Arthropoda; Insecta; Diptera; Tephritidae
Product: ankyrin repeat domain-containing protein 29
Exons: 7
Coding region: 899-1822 (307 amino acids)
Molecular function (GO): protein binding
Source: RefSeq, a predicted model, not a curated record
AGUUGGCUGCGUGCAAAUCUUGCUGCUUACGUGUUUCCAAUGUAAAAAUAUUAAAUUUCAAUAUGUAAAUAUUGCAUUAAUUAGAAAUGUAAAGUGGUGUGUGAAAAUAUGCCUAAAUUUAAAGUCCUGGAAAGUAGGCUACAACGCAAAUGACUAUUUCACAAGCAAAGCGAUGCUACUAAAAAAUAUGCGUAAAUUACAUAAAAUAAUUAGAAUUUAAAGUAAUUAUAAAUUGAAAAAAUAACAACAACAAAAAAAAAAUAAAAGAAUUGAUAAUACACUUUUUUUAAACAGCUUUACAUAAUAAGCAGUGCGUUUUCCAAAGUUUUGACGCCAGCGUAUUGGGUGAGUGAAUGGCUGCAGCGCCGGCGCAGCCAGACAAGUGAAUGUCCCCGUUCUCAUUACAAGUAAAUGUACACACAAAGUGCAGUAUAGUAAAAAAAAAAUAAUAAUACCCCUGUGUGUGCGAGUAAAAAUAAAUUGAAAAAAAAACAAAAAAAAAGCCACUGUUUUUUUGUAAUCAGCAUUUGCGAAGAUACAGCAUCAUUGACUGAUACUCAGCUGCCUUAAAAUAGCAGGAGCAGCACUGCGCUUUGGCGAAAGGUGUAAAAUUAGAUAGGAUAGGAUUCAAUAUAGUGCCAGUGCAAUAAUCAUAAAGUGACUUAGUGAGUGAGCGGUGACCACAGAGCUGGUGACCGAUACUGUGUGUGAUAAAACGUCCGAAAACAAUUUACUUAGUUAGUUAGUUUCCACAAGCAUCUAUGCCCAUAUGUGGACGAGGCGAUAAUCUUAUAUUGGCCAGUGACGAGUAAUUUGUGCAAUAAUUAGUGAGACGAACGCGAAUGCAAGAAGUGAACUAGAAAUUUACAGAUUGUAACGGAAGCAAGAGCCUGCGAAAAUGUCAUUAAAGAAGGAAACUCCAUCCGAUGUGCUGCUGCAUUUGGCAGCUCUACGUGGCGAUGAAAUCAACCUGCGGCGCGUACUUGACAGCGGUAAAGUGCAUGUGGACUGCAAAGAUGAGGAUGGCACAACUCCCCUCAUACUUUCGGCAGCAGGCGGCCACACACCCUGUGUAUUGGAGCUACUUGAGCAAGGCGCAGAUCCCAAUUCGAGACGCGCUACUGGCACAACACCGCUAUUUUUUGCCGCUCAAGGUGGCUACUUAGAUGUAGUAAAAAUAUUAAUAAAAGCCGGCGCUAGCGUGGAUACGCCAUCAGUGGACGGUGGCACCCCUCUAUUUGUUGCCGCACAGGGUGGCCAUGUGAAAUUGGUGCGUGAGCUGUUGGAUUGUGGCGCCAAUGUGAAUGCCUGCAUGAAGGAUCGCGCCACGCCCGUUUUCAUAGCCGCUCAAAAUGGCCACCGCACAGUACUCUCCCUCCUACUCACCGCUGGCGCUCAUCCCGAUAUGAAGCGAAUAGAUGGUGCAACCCCACUUUGGAUUGCCGCACAAAUGGGACACGAUCACAUAUGCAAAGUGUUGCUGCAACAUGGCGCCUUCGUGGAUGCGGUCCGUUGCGAUGGUGCGACGCCACUCUUCAAGGCAGCGCACAAGGGACAUGCGGCUGUAGUGACUGAGCUGUUGAAGCACAGGCCUAAUUUGGGAAUAUUACCGAACGGCGAAACAGCGCUGCAUGCGGCGGCCAUGUUUGGCCACUUGACCGUCUGCAAGCAGUUGAUUGGCGGCGGCAGCGAUAUACUGCAGAAAAAUCAGGAAGGUCUAACUGCUUUACAGGUGGCGCGGCAACAGAAGUACUCUUCGAUUUGUGACUAUCUGCAGGAUCGCAUGCGUCUGGUGCGUGCGCGUACUGGAGCGGCGUCAUAAAUGGCGCUAAUGUGAGAAAUAGGCGAAAGAAGGAGCUUUAAAAUGUUGCAAGUAAAUAAAAUGGCAAAAAAAAAAAAUAAAAAUUGAUGCCAUUGUAUCGUAA